GGAUCCAUGGUGGGUCUGGGUUGGAUUGGACCCUAUAAAAUGCCGCAUCACUAAUCUCCAGAGUCCUCCCCUGCCUGCCCUCCUCGUCUAGCUGGUCCCUGCUGCAGCACUAAGCUUAGCUUAGCUUUGAGAGCUUCUCCAUUGUUUGCAGCACUGCUAAUAAAGUGCUGCCGCUCUUUUCUCUCCUCUCCUCUGCUCUCCUAGCUAUACGUUCUUUCUUCCUUACAGUACCCACUGCUGCUGUUCAGCUGAGCUAAUGCAGUGUUAAGCUCAGUUACUGUCGUCGGUUUCAGCAAAAGCCUCGCAGUGUACUUGCGCCUGAACCUGACGAGAAAGAGAGCGAGGUCAAAACAGAGGGGAACCAAAGCUCCAAGAAAGGGGAGGGACCUUCUUCGACCCGCUUCCAUCCAGCAUCUCGCUCGUCCGCCGCUCGAGGUCCUUCCUAAUCGGCGGCCAGCCAGCCAGCCGCAGCCGCCUCCUUUGGCAAGAAGGACACUAGUUCCACCUGUUUUCUUGCAAAAGAGCUUUUUUUUUUCUUCCAUCCCUCUCUUUUUCUUCCCCAUCGUUCGUGUGCUGCCCCCAAGAAGCCGGGAGCUAGCUAGCUAGCGAGCGGCCCACCGGCCGAGUUUGGAGCUAGCACGAGCAGGCUGCUGUAGGCGUUGGCAGCACGCUCUCUUUCUUUCCCUCUCGGCGGCAUGCCUUCGGCGGCAUUAAAUCUCGGCACGGCGGUCGAGGGCAGCUUCCAAGGCGCCGGCGGCGGCAUGGUGCCGUCCGCGCGCCUCCUCACCGCUAACGGCGGCGGCGCGCCGAGCCGUCGGGAGGAGACGGCCAACGGCGGAGGGCCUGGCUCUGACCUGGCCGCGCUCCGGCCCACCAAAAGGCCGCGCGGGAAAGCCCAGCUGGCCGGGAAGCCCAGGAGGCGGGCGCCGAUCUGGAACCUGCAGGCCGCCGUCUUCGUCUCUGUCGUCCUCAACGUCGGCCUCCUCCUCCAGCACCACGUCAACAGCACAGCUCCGUCGCACCACGACCACGACCACGGGCACCGGCAGGAGCACCAGGCCUGCCCGACGCAUCUAGACGGUGGCGGCGUCAGCCGCAGCAGUAGGGGGAGGCAGGAGGUGGAGGCGGCGGCGUCGGCGGCGUCCGUGCCCAAGGCCGCCGGGGCGCCGUCCACCGGCAAGCCGCCGGUGACGCCGGACUCGGUGAUCAACCUCGACCACGGCGACCCGACCAUGUUCGAGGAGUUCUGGCGGGGGACGGGGGCCGCCGCGGAGAUCGUGAUCCCGGGGUGGCAGACCAUGAGCUACUUCUCGGACGUGGGCAACGUGUGCUGGUUCCUGGAGCCCGGGCUGGACCACGAGGUGCGGCGGCUGCACCGCCUGGUCGGCAACGCCGCCGUGGACGACGGCUACCACGUCCUCGUCGGCACCGGCUCCACGCAGCUCUUCAUGGCCGCGCUCUACGCGCUGUCGCCGCCCGCCGCCGCGCCCAUGAGCGUCGUGUCCGCGGCGCCGUACUACUCGUCCUACCCGGCCGUGACGGACUUCCUCCAGUCGGGGCUGUUCCGGUGGGCCGGCGACGCCAGCUCGUUCACGGGCGACGCCUACAUCGAGCUGGUGUGCUCGCCGAACAACCCCGACGGCGCCAUCCGCGAGGCCGUCCUGCCCUCCGGCGGCUCCGGCGUAGCGGUCCACGACCUGGCCUACUACUGGCCGCAGUACACGGCCAUCACCAGACGGGCCGACCACGACAUCAUGCUCUUCACCGUGUCCAAGAGCACGGGCCACGCCGGCACGCGGAUCGGGUGGGCGCUGGUGAAGGACCGCGACGUCGCCAAGAGGAUGGCCAAGUUCAUCGAGCUCAACACGAUCGGGGUCUCCAAGGACUCGCAGCUGCGCGCCGCCAAGGUGCUCGGCGCGGUCUCCGACGCCUACGAGCUCCCGGAGGCGGCCCAGCACCGCCUGUUCGACUACGGGCGGCGCAAGAUGGUGGAGCGCUGGCGCGUGCUGCGCGAGGCGGCCGCCGCCUCGGGCGCCUUCAGCCUGCCCCACGAGACCUCGGCCUUCUGCAACUUCACCAAGGAAACGGCUGCCACUAACCCCGCGUUCGCGUGGCUGCGCUGCGACAGGGAGGACGUGGAGGACUGCGCGAGCUUCCUGCGCGGCCACGGGAUCCUGACGCGGAGCGGGAGCCAGUUCGGCGCGGACCCGAGGUACGUCCGGGUCAGCAUGCUCGACCGGGACGAUGCCUACGACAUCUUCGUCAAGCGCCUCUCCUCCCUGCACUGAACAGGCCGGGUCGGCUACACGCAUGCAUGGCAUGGAGAUGGGAGGAGGAUCGAUGCCAUGCCGCCCGGCCGGCGUCGGCAUUGCCGGUCCGUGGAACAGUGUGAGCAUGCGCCAUGAUCGAGUAGUAGAGGGCAGCAGUGUUGGUACUUGGUAGGAACAAGGGCAGGAGGAGCAACGCUUUGUUUUGCUCUUUUCUCCUCUAUAUGCUGUGUGUUGUUCGGGAUCCUUAUAAUGGUUUCAUUUUUUUCCC
This is a messenger RNA of Zea mays, 2538 nucleotides long. RefSeq names its product tryptophan aminotransferase-related protein 2. Lineage: Eukaryota; Viridiplantae; Streptophyta; Magnoliopsida; Poales; Poaceae. The transcript is spliced from 5 exons. Gene Ontology annotation, molecular function: carbon-sulfur lyase activity; transaminase activity. The record is from RefSeq and is a predicted model, not a curated record. Gene Ontology annotation, biological process: amino acid metabolic process. The coding region runs from base 696 to 2288 and encodes 530 amino acids.